GUUGUAUUUAGGUGUAUCAGUGAUGGAUAUCAUAUUUGCUGUAUAAAAGUCAUUUUCUCCUCACUGACCAAACAAUAUUCGUCUGAUGGAAUUUUAAUUGAAAACUUUGUUGAUUCAACAAAACAAUAUCAUCCGAAGUAAUUUGCAAUCAUCGAUGUUGCCAACACCAUGGACACUCAAUCAACUGUAUCAAGUCUAGCUGAGAGGCUUGGGAGUAAAAGGGACAAAACUCGGGACCAUCACUAUAAGGAUCACAGAUUGUCAAAAGCAGAUAUUGGUGGACCUAUAUCAACUACUGAUAAGGAACAAUCUGCCUCAACUGAGUCUCUUGGUAAACCAUUAAUGGUCCUCAAAGCGGUUGUAAUUCACAGAGAUGAUAAAGGAUACGGUUUAACAGUGAGUGGUGACAAUCCAGUCUUCGUUCAGUCUGUCAAAGAAAAUGGAGCAGCACAUACAGCUGGUGUUAGACAAGGCGAUCGUAUAGUUAAGGUGAAUGGAACAAAUGUCACAGACUCUAAUCACAUUGAGGUCGUGAAACUUAUUAAAUCGGGUCAGUAUGUAGCACUCACUCUGCUUGGCCCAUCUCUACCACAAACAGACUCUGUGACCUCUCCAGAUUUAGUGAGCAGUUCUGGACAGCCAAGCAGCAGACCACAGUCUAUGGUGGUCAAAGAUACUUCCUUUCAUGAUGAGAAAGUGAAGACUAUAAAGAAAAUGGUUGAACAAGAAAAGUUAGAAGUUGAGCGUAUUAAAGAAGAAUAUGCAAAAGAUCCAAACAAGAAAUUGAUAGAAGAUCUCGGAACUGCUCAAAAAUUAUUACAAGAUUUAGAAAAACAGUUGUGGAAGAUACAGGCUGAAAGUUCAAGGCAGGCACAGGAUAUCCCUAUUCAGCUAAUAAAUGAACAUAAUAUGAGAAUUCCAGAUGCUACAGGUGAUAUAGCUGAUGACAAUAGAAUGACAGAGGUAGAAACAUCUGAUACAGAGGUAAAAAGAUUUCGAGAUCCCGAUCAAACCACAGGGAAAGACGCAAUGUCAACAGAAGGUGGCCAUAAUGAAAAUACAAUAUCUCAUAAUAACUCAAAUUCCGAUCGUCAUAAAGCGAAGGAUGACGUUGGAACACAACGACCUAUUAUUAUGAAUUUUGAAGAAGAGGAAUUGUUUGACCAAGCUGAUGCUCCUCUUGAUCACGGACCAUUCCAGGAUUUUGAUAAACUUAAGGUCCAUCCCGCACAUACAGCUGUAUUUUUAUACUAUGUAUUUCGAAGUCAUGAUCCAUGUGCUUUGUUACUUGUUUUGAGUGUUGAACAGCAUAAACUGAUAUCCAACACGAAGGAAUUAAACAAGUCAGCAGACAACAUAUCAAAAACCUAUAUAAAUCCAUCAGCGAUAUUGAGGUUCAACGGAUUGGAUGAUGGAAUUGCAAAAAGUAUAGUUGAAGCAAUACAAUCCAAAAGCUUAUCAGAGGAAGCUCUGCGAUCUGUUUUUGAUCCUGCAGUUCAACACGCUCUCAAAACGGUGAAAUUUCAGUUAGAACAAUUCUGUGUAAAAAGAGACCAAGGACUUACUCAUUGCUUCGGCGAAGAUAAAGUAACCAAGAACAUGGAUUUUGUCCAGGAAACCAAAAUUGUUGAAGAAAUACUUGCUCCUCUCAUGCAAGAUCUCGGGCAACCUCAGGCUGGUAUUGAUGAUACAGAAGCUGUAAAAAAUACUGCUAAACUUGAAGUGCUUGAGAAGUUACUCAGUCAAUGGACUGGAAAACGAAAAAGCAAAAUCACAUCAAGAGUGUUCGGGUCAAUGUUACGAACAAGACCGGUUCAAAUGAGACCAAAAGCUGCCGGUAGUAUGGAAUCAAUUAUCGAUGACCCAAACAAACGAAUAAGUAUUUUCGAAAAGAAGUUCGGCAAAAAGAAAACUACGUCAGGAACCGCCUCAUUGAUGUUGUCCACAGUGAUUCCGGUCAUGCAGACUACUCAACAAGAUUCUCAUCCAGGAGAUGGUGGACAUGUUAGUCAAAUGAUUGGUAAAUUUCAGGAUGUUGAUAACAAUAAAUCAGCAUCAACAAACAAUGCAGAAAACGCUGAUGUACUGGAUGUACCGGGAACCAAGAAGAGCAAAAGCAUUGGGAGAUCUGGUAGUUUCCGUGGCGACAAGAGACAUCGAUCAGCAACUGGUAAAAGCAACAGUGAUCCAGAUUCCAUGGCUGUUGAGUCUGCCAUUAGAGGGAACGGUGAUACGUCUAGUCAGAUGUCAAAUUCAAACUCCACAUCGUCAAUGGUUUCUACUGGUUCUAUCAGUCUCUCAGGUUCGCAAACUUCAGGAUCAUUGUCAUCCACAACAUACGAAGAUAUGAUCGCACCUUUGAUCGCCGCGAACCCUGAACUUGAAGUCGAACCUGAUUAUCAAUGGUCGCAAAUGACACCACGAGAUGUUAUCAAACAACAGGACAAAAAAGAAAUCAAACGACAGGAGAUCAUUAGCGAACUGCUUCACACUGAAAAACAUCAUGUUCGAGAUCUGCUUAUAAUUAAUCUGUUGUUUUACAAUAAAAUGCAAAGUGAAGGUGGACUGAGUCAAGAAGAUCUUUUCACAGUAUUUCCCAAUCUUCAGGAAAUCUUAUCAAUGCAUCGAAAAUUAAAAGAUGCAUUGAUCGAAUUGAAACAAAAAGAUGGCCACGUUAUAGUAGAAAUCUCACAUGUACUGUUAGAAAUGUUUGAUGGUGAUCGUGGCGAAAAAUUUAAAAAUGAAUGUGCUAAAUAUUGCGGGAAUCAAACUGCAGCCCUGGAGUUUAUAAAGGAAAGAUGUAAAAAAGAUCAGAAAUUUAACUCCUUCAUACAGAUGACUGAGAAGCAUCCUAUUUGUCGACGAUUACAGUUAAAAGAUUAUGUUCCGAUUGAGUUUCAAAGAUUGACCAAAUAUCCACUGCUUCUCGAAAAUAUAAUAAAGAAUACAAAAAAAAAAGAUGAAGCUGGAGAACUGCGUAAGGUACAGAAACAAUGCAAAGCAAUAUUAAGUUACGUCAAUAAAGCUGUCAAAGCUGCAGAAGAUCAUCAGAAAAUUGUUGAAAUUCAGAAGAAUUUGGAUGCAAGUUCACUCAAUAAAGUAAAUCAUCCGAUCGCCCAGGAAUACAAGAAUAUUAAUUUAACUGAACGAAAACUGGUUCACCAAGGACCUUUAACAUGGAGAAUUACACAAACAGAGAAAAAGAAGAGUGUCGUUCUCCACUGUGUGUUAUUUGAAGACAUUAUGGUGCUAUUGCAAAAACAAGAUGAAAAAUAUGUUCUAAAAUGUCAUACAAGCACAACGUCUAAAGAUUUGAAAAGUACGGUGCAACCUCCUAUAUUGAAACUGUCAAAAAUAUUUGUACGGAAUGUAGCUACAGACAAACGGGCUUUUUUUCUUGUAUCAACAUCUGAAUUUGGUGCUCAGAUUUAUGAACUUGUAGCAAUGACAUCUCACGAGACGCAGGAGUGGCUUAAAAUUGUUCAGUCGACUUCAGAAUCUGCCAAGAAAAAUGAUGCUACAUCAAUACGAGUGCCUACUACCAGCAGAAGAUCAGCAUUCAUGGUACCUGAAACAUCUAGGCCUAUUCAACCUGAAAGUCCACCGAAUAUUGAGAAACAUGAAGAUGUUAUCAAAGAACAAGAAAUCACAAAGGAACAGCUGAGCAAGGAAACCGUUCUGGGUAAAAUACAAGGAAAACAUGAUGAAAUAUUUGAGGCACUUGAACAAAAGCACAACUUGUUGGCAUCUUAUGCCGGUAUUGAAUCCACGCAGUUAGAAAACGUUCUUGACAUGUCACUCGAAGACAGUAGUGCUGACCCUGAUACCGUUGUGUUGCAUACAAUAACAUGCACGAAAAGACUUACCAUGAUGCUGAAUGAUGCCUUGAGUCCUGAUACGGUAUUUUUACCACCAACGGCACCACCUGUAUUAUUACCUACUCCAGAAUCAAUCAAUUCAAAAAUGGGCUCGUCGACUCCAACCCAUAAAUCAGAAUCAGAUGGACAACUCGAGAAAUCUACCGACGAAAAAAAUUCAACUGAUGAUACUAUAGAAACGAAUUGGACAGAAAAUGAAUCAAUGACCGAAAACUCAAAAGACGAGGACAAAAAUCUCAUCUCGUCUUCUUCGCUUGAUCCUGUUAGUAGUAACAUCAUAUCGGAUCGACUUAGCAAUGCUUCAUUGGACUUAGUGGGGUCUGACUAUGAGACGGCAAGUGAACCUGGUUCACCAUCACCAGAAGGAGUUUCAAAUGACGCCGAAAAUAUACAAUCACCAAAUGAGAUUGUUUCACAGAUUCAGGAAGUUUUUGAAGAGAAGGAAGAGAAUACUACGGAAGAUCUGACAUCAUUGUCAUCUGCUGACGCGAUGGAAGAAGGUUCGGCUGUUAUAUCUGAUGCUGGCGUCGAUAUAGCAGAAGAAGCAGAUGCAGAAUCUGACAACACUUUAUCAGCAGCGGAAUCUCUACCAACACCUAAACUUGUAUCACCGAUUGAUUUUGAUGACAAUUUACUGGAUUUCGGUUCGCAAGCUAUUGCUCCAGAUAUUUCUAUAUCGACGUCUACUUCUGAUAAUACAAGUGGAGUCUUAAGUCGAGCUAGUUCUCUGGAUGUUACUAAAAUGCUGGGUUUAACGUACCAAUUGGAAUCACAACUUAUUCAUUUACUGCGGACAGUUAAAGAAAUGACUGAGGCUAAACAGAAAUUAGAAGAUGAAAAUUCACAGCUCAUCACAAAACUAAAUCAAAUGGACUCCACAGCAUCUAAUGUGUCAGCUAUGUCUAAUGAUGAACAGGCAACUACUAAUACGAAUGAUAAAGACACACCUCCUUCUGACAAUGAUGAAACUACAUGACAAUAAUGUUUUGUUGCUUCUCAAAGUACAGAACUAAAUUUUACCAGGAAAUUUUCCAACAGCUUUAAACAUUUCUGUACAACUGUCGUGAAACCAUUCCUAACCAAAUGAUUUGAUGCAUUGAUCUACAGCAAUCUAAAAACUAUGAAAACUACAUUGUGACCAGCAUAUAGACAUUCCUAUCUUUGAUGCAGCAAACAAGCAAACGUUUCUCUACUCAUCAUUAUACAUGGUUCCAUACCAUUUUGACAGCAUUUCUAUUCAUAAAUCAUGUGUCAAGUUCAAGAACAAAUGAAUACAUAAAAAAACAUAAUGUGAUCUUGACCAAAACUGCAUGAAACUGGGAGAGAUAACAUGUUGCCAAUUUAUAAGCAGUGAUUUCAACAUAUUUUAAUGGCAGAACAUACUUUCAUUUUUCUUUACAAUAUCAAUGAUGUAACCUAUGAAAUAUUCUGUACUUACUGAUUUAUUUGCAAACUUUUUUCAUUGCACUUUAUUUGUUUAUCAUGUUUACCAUAAAUUAUAGUACAAUUAUUGUUGUGAGAGGCGAAACCCAAUCUGAAUCCGAUAAUAGCAGGUGAAAAUUUUUCUGAUACAUUAGAGGAAAUUUGAUGAAAUCAUUCUUGAUAGAUGAAUUUCUACUUUUUUGAAAACAUGUCUUGUUACUUUUCUAGCUACCUUGUUCCUCUUUAAUAAAAUCAAUUCUUCUUGGCGAUCUCGUGUAAUAAUUUUUAAUGCCUUUUUUCAAGUUUGACUGUGUGAAAAUUUUGACUAGAAAUGCCCGUUUUCAUAUGCUUGGUAUUUUUCGUCAUUCACAGCAGAUAUUCUAAAUUGAUUCUGCAUGCAAAAAAUACCAAAUAAACUCAUAAUCAGUUGUUAUUAAACUUCUAAACGUUGAAUAAAUCAGAGUGUAAAAUAGAAAUGGCUGAUUUCAUGGGUAGUAACUACUUUUGAUGGUUUUCAAAUAUUGCAAAGAAAAUUUUUAUCUCAGAUUUGAGCUUCAAUAUGUCAGAUCUUUGUCAAACCCGAGCACUCUAUCUUACCCAGUUUAUGUAGUAAUUGGGGAUGAUAUGGCAUUUUCAGUUUUUCUAUGUUUACCCGUUUCUUAGUAAAGGCAACCCACCACAAAGCCUUAUUCCAAUCACCUCAUUCAAAAAUUGGAGCUUGAUUUAGUCUAUUGUUUUUAAUUAGUAUAAUCAUAUUGAGGACUAUUUUUCGAACAGCCUCCUUGUAAAUUUAAUAAUAUUGUAUUUGCAUUUUUCCCAAAUCGAAAAUCUUUUCAAUUUAUCUGUUAUCAUUUUGUUAUUAUUUUUGCUGAUAUAAUUUUAAAUAAAGUAAAUAGAUUGAAAUUUUUUUUCAACUAUUUUACUAACUGUCAAUAUUGUUUAUCUCUUGCAUGGCAAAUUUGAUUUUAUUCCGUUGUAUAUUUUAUUGCAUUUGGUUGCAAAAAUCCUAUUAUUCAUCUCUUCUACCCCAAGUCCCCACUACUUCAUAUAUAAUUAAGAUUUGAUAGUGCCAUGAUUUUACUUUCAAAAUCGUACAGUUAACAAUAUGGAAUAUUCUGGUUUCACAACAGCUUUUUCGCAAUCAUUUCUAUUGAGUAUUCUCAUUAAAUUAAAAGUUAAUAUGGGAAA
Messenger RNA from Styela clava, 6488 nucleotides. Its product is annotated as rho guanine nucleotide exchange factor 12-like. Gene Ontology annotation, biological process: G protein-coupled receptor signaling pathway. Gene Ontology annotation, cellular component: cytoplasm. The record is from RefSeq and is a predicted model, not a curated record. Lineage: Eukaryota; Metazoa; Chordata; Ascidiacea; Stolidobranchia; Styelidae. Gene Ontology annotation, molecular function: G protein-coupled receptor binding; guanyl-nucleotide exchange factor activity.